Messenger RNA from Coturnix japonica (Japanese quail), 4209 nucleotides. RefSeq names its product pleiotropic regulator 1 (gene PLRG1). The record is from RefSeq and is a predicted model, not a curated record. Gene Ontology annotation, molecular function: protein binding. Gene Ontology annotation, cellular component: Prp19 complex; catalytic step 2 spliceosome; precatalytic spliceosome. Lineage: Eukaryota; Metazoa; Chordata; Aves; Galliformes; Phasianidae. Gene Ontology annotation, biological process: mRNA splicing, via spliceosome.
CCCGGCGCACCCGAUUUGCGUCACUUCCUAUGAGGUAUAGAGCAGGAGCCGGACGUGUCUCCAUCGCUGUCGGUGGGGAGCGGGGAGCGGGGAGCGACGGCGCCAUGGUGGAGGAAGUCCAGAAGCACUCUGUGCACACACUUGUGUUCAGAUCUUUGAAGAGAACCCAUGAUAUGUUUGUAGCUGAUAAUGCCAAACCUGUACCAUUAGAUGAUGAAAGCCACAAAGUAAAGAUGGCAGUCAAGCUGCGUACUGAGUACGGCUCAGUAUUGCACAUGCCUACUCUUAAAGAAAACAUGAGAGAGAAAGGAGGCCCAGCCACUGGGGAUCCAUAUGGACAUAAACAGUAUUCCGGAAAUGAAGGAGAAGAACUGGAGUAUGUGAUAACUGGCACACAUCCAUAUCCACCUGGGCCUGGUGUGGCUCUGACAGCAGACACUAAGAUCCAGAGGAUGCCGAGUGAAUCUGCAGCUCAGUCCUUAGCAGUAUCUCUUCCUGCUUCUCAGUCCAGGUUGGAUGCAAAUCGGACAGCUGCUGGUGUGGGUGAGAUUUACAGACACGCUGGGAUAUCUGAGCGUUCACAGCCUCCUGGGAUGUCUGUGGCUAUGAUGGAAGCUGGCGGAAACAAAAAUUCUGCAUUAGUACCAAAGAAGGCUCCAACCAUGCCCAAGCCUCAGUGGCAUCCACCUUGGAAACUGUACAGAGUUAUCAGUGGUCACUUGGGCUGGGUGAGAUGUAUUGCGGUAGAACCAGGAAAUCAGUGGUUUGUUACUGGCUCAGCUGACAGAACUAUUAAGAUUUGGGACCUUGCUAGUGGCAAGUUGAAACUAUCUUUGACGGGACACAUUAGUACUGUACGAGGUGUGAUAGUAAGUGCAAGAAGUCCAUACCUCUUUUCCUGCGGAGAAGACAAACAAGUGAAAUGCUGGGAUCUUGAAUACAAUAAGGUUAUCAGACACUACCAUGGUCAUUUAAGUGCUGUCUAUGGUUUAGACUUGCACCCAACAAUAGAUGUCCUGGUAACGUGUAGCAGAGAUUCAACAGCACGAAUUUGGGAUGUGAGGACAAAAGCCAGUGUGCACACGCUCUCAGGACACACAAAUGCUGUAGCAACAGUGAAGUGCCAAGCUGCAGAACCACAAGUUGUUACAGGCAGUCAUGAUACUACCAUACGACUUUGGGAUUUAGUGGCAGGAAAAACUCGUGUUACUUUAACAAACCAUAAGAAGUCUGUAAGAGCAGUAAUAUUACAUCCAAGACAUUAUACAUUUGCAUCUGGUUCUCCAGAUAACAUUAAGCAGUGGAAAUUCCCAGAUGGAAACUUCAUUCAGAACCUCUCUGGUCACAAUGCUAUUAUCAACACAUUGACUGUAAAUUCAGAUGGAGUUUUGGUCUCAGGAGCUGAUAAUGGUACUAUGCAUCUUUGGGACUGGAGAACUGGCUACAAUUUCCAGAGAGUACACGCAGCCGUACAGCCAGGCUCUUUGGACAGUGAAUCAGGAAUAUUUGCUUGUGUUUUUGACCAGUCUGAAAGCAGAUUGCUAACUGCCGAAGCUGAUAAAACCAUAAAAGUGUAUAAAGAAGAUGAUACUGCGACUGAAGAAACUCAUCCUAUCAGCUGGAAGCCAGAAAUUAUCAAGAGGAAGCGAUUUUAAUGCAGCAACAUACUUGUGCUAUAUUGUCUUCUUUUUGUCUUUUUUGAGAGCUUUCAGUCACAUUUUGUUCUGCCUACAACAGAAGUGCAGGAAGUCAGCCAGUCUUUGCUUUUUCAGUCUGUUUUCCAAUAAAUUUUAUUUCUUUCUUUUUGUCUUUUUUUUUUUUUUUUUGAUUGUGUGAUCCUGGCAAACAGGUUGCAGCUGUCAACCUUCUUUUUGUGGAGCAUGUGCUGCUGUUCAUGAAGAGGAUAAAUGUACAGGUGGUUACUUGUUUUAUAUGCGUCUACUGAGCGUGAAUCUGAAAAGAUUUUGGUGAGCUGGAAGGCCCUUGCUUUGUUCCUAAAGUAACUGAAUUCACCCUAGAGUCCAUCUACAGGAAACUUCUUGAGUGACACUUUUAGAUUGUAGAGCAAUGUUGUUUACUGUGUUUGUGUUUAGUAAAUACUGUAAUGGAACAUUAAAUAUGCUCAAUUGCAAAAUAACAGGUUAACCAAUAAAGAAAUGGGAUAUUACAGUAAUAAUGUAGUUUCCUUGGACGGCACCACACUGGCAAUCCUCAGUGGCUUUGUUAUUGAAUCAAAUUGACUUUCCAAGAGUUUCUUUCCCUAGGAAAGCUUUCAUAUGCAACUCCAUAUCUUUGCUUAUUUCAUUUUGCAGUGGACCUGAUAUAAUGAGAGCCACUGUCAGAUUAUAUUGCUUAGUUAGCACGGGGCUAGGACCAGUUGACUUUAUAAAUCACGUGUCAUGCUUUCUUUCAGUUAUCUGAAGUAUUUGUGACAUUCAGUUACAGGGAACUCCUAAACCUGAGUUCUGAAGAAAAGCUCUUAAGUGAUUCCAGUCUUAAUUUUAUUUAGUUUUGUCUCCCUGUGAUCUUACAAAGGGUUUAAAGUACGUAUAUGCAUGUAUGUAUAUACACACCCUGAAAGUUUACUAAUACUCCUGAAGGGGCAAAUGUGUCAUUGUGUUUACCACAGUCAUGCAACUAGCAGUAUCCAUGUAAUGCUCUUUGCUGCAGUUUCUCUUUGUUGUUAAUAAUGUUCAUCACCACCUACUAAACUUUGUUCUUCAGAUUGUUACACUUGAGAACAAAAUAGAUGGGAAUUAUGGUGUUCUUAGAAUAGAAAAAUAGAAAGUUUUAAAAACAUGGAUUGAAAACAAGCAUUCACUUCAUGAACAGCCGUAAUAAUUUCAGUUUACUUAAAAUAACUUUCAGGAAUUCUAAAAAUUAAGUUUUUAUUUUCUUGUGAUGUUUAGACGUGAUGUUUCAAUGGGAGAUGGGAAGGGAGAAGAGUGAACUACAGUAAUGUGCGCAAUCCCCUUUAGAAUCAUAGAAUGGCCUGGGUUGGAAAGGACCAAAAUGAUCAUAUAGUUUCAACCCACCUGCCAUAUGCAGGGCUGCCAGCCACCAGACCAGGCUGCCCAGAGCCACAUCCAGCCUGGCCUUUAACCUGCUUCUCUUUGGGUAUCUGCCUGGCCUGCAGUUCCUCACUCAUACAGCAUUAGUUUUCUUGCUGUCUUAGAGCACGGAGAAAAGUACACUGCUUAUCCUUCAUUAAAAAGUGAACGUUAAUAGAAGAUAUUCACAGGUUGAAUUCCUCUUCAGAACCUGUGUUUCUUCCCUGAAGGAAUCUGCUCGCACAGAAGCAGUAGUUGCCACAAUGUUCUCUGUAGUGCUGUUGGUAAAGAUGAGGUUUAGAAGUGAAAGGCUGCGUCACCACUGUGUUGAAUUGUCCUUUUCCCUUUUGGCUCUGUAAUAUGCUGUCCCAGUUCUCAGUGUGACUUGUUUUUUUUUUUCUCAGUGUAUUCUUUACCAUUUGAUUUGCAUGUUCCUUUCCUUCCCGAAUGUUUUUUCUUCCACUAAUGUGAAUAAUGUAACAUAUACUUGUGUAAUUAUUAUCCAAGACAUUGAGAUUCAUUUAAAAAGAGAUAAAUCAAAGUUCAUCUGAGUGCUUCUGUAGUGCAAAGUAAGCCAAGAUGGUGAGCUGAUGCACACAAGUCUGAUUGUGUAGGAUGCACAGUGAGAUUAGAUUUGCCCACGUGGUCUGGAGGUAAAACCAGAUGUCAUCCUUGGGAUAUAUUUUACAUGCUGCAGUGUGAGUUAAAGGAAUUCUGCAAUGGAGUCUCAGCUUAGACAAUUGGUACAUCAUGAUAUCUGAUGUCUCCUGAAUGGGAUCAAAUCAUGAACAUUUCUGACGCAAAGCUCGGGGUUUGUUUUAUACUGUACAGAGUUGCAGAGGAAUAAGAAAAUGGGCUGUUUGUGUGUGGUUUUUUUUUUCAAUGUAAUAAUUUUUACAAAUGCAUAACCAGUAAAAGUGAUAAAUUCUAAGAUCACUCUUUGCUAUAUAAUAAGGCAUAUGACAUAAGCUCCGCAGCUGGAGUGCUGUCAUUUGCUACAGCCUGAAAGUUGUGCAGAACAGUAUGUAGUUGGCAGCCUAAAGGCUUACAGAAGUAAAUCUUUAACAGGCAUUUUCUUGGUCCUGUUAGAUAAGAAUUAAAGUGUCCGCCUGAUAUAAGUGACAGCAUUUUAGCCAUCAAUAAAACCUUCAAUAUGGUA